This is a messenger RNA of Photinus pyralis (common eastern firefly), 1849 nucleotides long. Its product is annotated as protein ALP1-like. The coding region runs from base 538 to 1728 and encodes 396 amino acids. The transcript is spliced from 3 exons. Lineage: Eukaryota; Metazoa; Arthropoda; Insecta; Coleoptera; Lampyridae. The record is from RefSeq and is a predicted model, not a curated record.
UGUCUGCUGAGAACCCAGUUAUUUAGGCAGUAUAAUCAGCAGUAAUAUCAUUGUCUUUCUUUCGCCCAUUUUUUCUCAAUUUCCUUCCUUUUCCUUGUAUUUUAGUUUUCUUCUUAUCGUCAUCAAUAGCUUCUGCCUUUGUUAAUUUAAUUCUUCAUUACUAAGAUAUUAAGGGUUAAGUGGUAGAGCAGAUGUAUCACAUGUUCAUGCUGUUCAAGCCCUCUUAGGCUUCUGGCUACAAUAUAGUUUUUUUUGCCGUUUUAUAUUGCUUUAUGGCACUUAUUAUUAUUAUUAUUACACAACGUAGGUGUCCUAUAUGACGAUCACGAUCUUAGUGCACUCGGAGUGGCCACCGAGUGACAGAUUCUCGCGGGAAACUUAAUCGAGAAUAUAUAGGCAGCCAUGUUAGUUUGGCGUCCCGCUAAUACAGGGGUACGUUCAUUAAUUACAACGAGCGGUAAUGUAAAUGACGUCAGUGUAAGGUGAUAUUUACCCAAGAGUCACACCGGCCACUUUUCAAUUGAAUUUUUUUCUAAAAUGGAAAAUGAAAUGUUGGUUGCAACAGCCUUUACUUUAAGUGCCCAAGUGAUGUUGGAUAUACCCAUAAGUUUAUCAGAUGAAGAUAGUAACAUAAGCACUGAAGAAGAGGAAGUAAUCAUAUCAGCAAGUAAAAAGCGUAAAUUACAUACACCUCAACGUAUUAGAAAUUAUAUGGAGCACAUUGUUGGAGGGUACACAGCUCAACAGUUUCAGCAACAUUUUAGAAUAUCUAUUGAUGCGUAUGAGCACAUUCUAAGUGCACUUGGACCGCAAUUGCAAAAAACGGACCCAAUUGGAAGAUCUCCCAUAAAUAUUGAGAAACAAAUAUUGGCUGUUAUAUGGCUGUUGGCUACACCGGAUUCAUAUAGAUCUGUGGGUGAUCGUUUUGAUUUGGCAAAGUCAUCGCUGUCAGUUUGUUUCCUGCGAAUUAUUAAAUUACUUAAUCAGUUAGCACCCAGAAUUAUAAAAUGGCCCGAAAGGCAACAAUUGGCAGUAAUUAAGCGACGAUUUUCUGUUCUGGCUGGUUUAAAUAAUGUUAUUGGUGCUGUUGAUGGUGCAUAUAUACAAAUUAAAGCCCCAAAAGAAGAUUCAGAGUCAUACAUAACUAGGAAGUGUAAUUAUGCAUUUACACUACAAGCAAUAGCCAUCCCUUCUCUACAAUUGACUGAUGUCUUCAUUGAAUAUCCCGGAUCUGUGAGUGAUCACAGGAUAUUCAGAAAUUCAGACAUUUACAGAGCCAUAAUAAAUAAUGUAGAGCAAUAUUUUCCCGAAAACGAAUUUAUAAUUGGUGAUAAAGCUUAUCCAAUUUUAAAUUGGUGUAUUCCACCAUAUAUCAAUAGAGGAAACUUAACUGCUGCUCAAGUACAUUUUAAUACUAUACAUGCCCAAACACGACAAGUAAUUGAAAGAACAUUUGCAUUUUUAGUUGGAAGAUUUAGACGCCUUAAAUUUCUCGACAUGAAUCGGCAUGAUUUGAUUCCGUCCACUGUUUUAGCUGCAUGUGUUUUGCAUAAUAUUUGCCUAAAUUUUAAUGAUUUAUUAAUAGAAGACUAUGUUGGUGAUGGACUUGCUGAUGUGGUUAAUAAUGGAAAUGAUGAUGAUGCAGCACACCAAUUAGGAAGAGGGCAACAACAUCGAGACCAUAUUUGUCGUGAAGUAUUUAGAAAUCAAAAUAGAAUUAACGAAUAACCUAUUUAUUGUUAUAGUUUAUUUGUCAACAUUGUUUUGCUUGUCUUUGUCAUUUUUAUUGAUUGAUUUUAUAAGUUCAUCCAUUUUAGUGCUAAAUAUAUUAACAGCUUUUGUUCUAAUA